CCUGAAAAGAGACGUCGCAUCGCCCAAGCCUGCGACAAUUGCAAACGCAGAAAGGAAAGAUGCGAUGGCAGCCGACCGUGCAGCAUCUGCAUCCGACGACGAAGGGAAUCCGAAUGUCAAUUUUCCGAGACGCCUGCUAGGUUGCUUCGGGGUCCACAGAGCAACACCGCUAACAUCGGAAGCCCUGCAAGUGUCAGUCAUCCAUCUCCAUCGGUCAACGGUGCUACAGCCAAUGCGGAAUCCCACUCUCGACCUGAGUCUGUGGCGCCAGUACCCAGAUUGGCGAGACUACUUCGCGACACUCAUGGCAAAUUCAUGUAUGUUGGCGAUUCUGCCAGUCUCUCCUUUGUCCAGAGCGUCAGACGUAUGGUUGUAUCCGCCAUUGGCGAAUGCGAUUUUACAAAUGACCCCCUCCGUCAUCAAAUUAUCGAAACAACACCUCCAAGCACUAUGCAGGUGCCAGAUAUGUCACCUCUGGAUCUGGACUAUGACGAGUGUAAACGGUUAUCUCAGCAUUACCUUCUCGCGACCAGCGGGCUCAUCGAGAUAUUCGAUGUCCCCACCUACUACCGCAACCUGGACCGUUGGGUGUUUGACAGGGCUCGAGAUAAUGACCUAAAGUCUGCCGUCUUCUACAUGGUACUUGCAAUCGGCGCCCAAGUAUCAUCACCGGACGGUGACCAGACACUUGCUGAGAAGUACUUUAACCGUGGUCGACAUAUGGCUGUCAUGAAUUUUACCGAUGCACCUAGUCUCAUGACAAUUCAGGCCUAUAUUUGCAUCACAAUGUACAUGCUUGGUGCAUGCCGGAGGAACGCUGCUUUCAUGCAGUUCGGCAUUGCUGUAAGAGCCGCCUUUGCUCUAGGUAUGCACAAGAGCAGCACACACGCACUUUUCGACGAGACAGAAGCUGGCGCAAGACGAAGAAUCUGGAAGAGCGUCCGCUUACUGGACAUCUUCCUAAGCGCGUCACUCGGCAGGCCGCCAGCCACAUCAGAUGUGUCAAUGGAAGCGGACAGAAAUGUUGCUGAAGAAGCAGCACAAGUGACAUCCACAGAUCCUUUCUCGAGCAAGGUGCUUGCGCUUUGCGACAUUUUCGAACGCAUUGUCAUCGAUGUCUACAUGAAGAAAGCAGUGUCUACACGCCUUGCAGACUCCAUCUCGGGCCAAUACAGAGACUGGACCAAUGAUUUGCCAGAAUCAUUACAGCUGUCGAAUCUCGGUCCAGGCGAGGACGACCCAGACAAGCUGAUCAAAGCUUUGGCUGCAAGUCAUAUCAUCAGUGCUUACCACUGGUCCAUCAUUUUGCUCACCCGACCUUUCCUCACCUUCCAAAUCAUCAAAGAUAUGAGUAGGGGUGGGCAAGACUCACAGACAAACGAUCAGAUGGAACAAUCAUCCAUCAAGACAUAUGCAGACGCAUGUGUAGACUCUUCAUUACGAAGUCUCAACAUCGCAUCAACAUUGAUGCAGUACCCCUCGCUCCCUCACAGGCUACCUUUCAUCAUCAACUCCGUCUGUAACGCUGCUCUAGUCUUGGGAGCCGCUACCUUCGCCGAUCAAGACAAGUUCCUUCCACUUGAAGAUGGCUUGAAACAGGGAAUGCAGAUCUUGAACCGCUUUGCGCAAUGGGAUCCUCACGCUGCCCGAUAUGCUCAAAUCAUAACCUACCUCCAAGAAGCCACUACAAAGUACAUCCGCCAACGAAGUGAGAGGUCACUCGAGUCUCGCCGCAGUGGCGUCACCAGACUCUUUGGU
This is a messenger RNA of Aureobasidium namibiae CBS 147.97, 1758 nucleotides long. RefSeq lists its product as uncharacterized. Gene Ontology annotation, biological process: DNA-templated transcription; positive regulation of transcription from RNA polymerase II promoter by galactose. NCBI's taxonomy places the organism in Eukaryota, Fungi, Ascomycota, Dothideomycetes, Dothideales, Saccotheciaceae. The annotation marks the transcript as partial. Gene Ontology annotation, cellular component: nucleus. Gene Ontology annotation, molecular function: zinc ion binding; RNA polymerase II cis-regulatory region sequence-specific DNA binding; DNA-binding transcription factor activity, RNA polymerase II-specific. The record is from RefSeq and is a predicted model, not a curated record. The transcript is spliced from 2 exons.